Molecule: messenger RNA, 343 nt
Organism: Aspergillus caelatus
Lineage: Eukaryota; Fungi; Ascomycota; Eurotiomycetes; Eurotiales; Aspergillaceae
Exons: 4
Coding region: 57-266 (69 amino acids)
Source: RefSeq, a predicted model, not a curated record
CCUCUCUCGAAAUCUCUUUCAGCCAUCUCCUACAAACAUUGAAAGACCUCUCCAAAAUGCCUGUCGUCGUUAGAUUUGAAGAUCCUGAUCUAUUUUAUAAUGACUCCUCCCCUGCCCAUAUGAUCCUUGAACGCAAUGGCAUUCAGCGAGGAGAAUACCGAGUACUUAGCGAGAUGCCUCCAAUAAUAAUCCUUCCACAGUUGGACGACGCUGCUAUUGGUGAGCUUAAGAGUUUAGGUCAAGUGGAGGUCGAGGUACACAAUUAGAUAUACACUGGAAUAUAACAUCAAUCCUUUAUUUUACUGAGCGAGAUAGAAGCAAUGGUACAAGUAGUUGCUUACUA